ACGGAAGCAGACGACGGCGCCGCUGUUGCAGGCACAGCUGAGGACGCCCGUCCGUCCGCUUCAUGUCUUCCACCAUGUCGGAGACCACAAACAACAAUCCCCCACAUGCGAUUCCGAAUGGCGAAGAUGAACAGACAGAUGUUGUGGACCCCGAGAACUUAGAAGUGGAGACAAAGCCGGUGUGUCGGGGGUGCAGCUUUCCUUAUCUGCUAAUCCAGGCACUCAUCCACCUUGGCAUCUACAUCCACAAGUUAUCCGAAGACGGCUACACGGUGUCCACGUACUACCAAGAGAAGCACGUUUACUACUGCAUCGUGUCUGCUCUCUGCCUCUUCAUUCCUUCUCUGGUGUACACCGUCUACCUCAUUGCUGACAGUAUCUUGGACAAAAGCACUCCGCUCUCCGAUAUAUGCACCAAGGUCAUUAAUGGCAUGCUUCUCGUGCCUUGGCAGAUCAAAGGGCACGUGGAGGUUCUGCACUACGCGGCCCAACGGGUUUGCCGCUGUGGACCUCCCAGCAAAGUGGAGCACUCUCGCAUCCGGACCUUGGAGAGGGAGACAUUCGUACUGGAAUUCUUCGAGGACUUUUAUGCCGGAUUCGUACAAAUUCUUCUGCAAGUCUACCUCAUCGUGCUCUUCCUGAAUUCCUCGCAGCCCUCGAAUGCUCUGCUGGGCCAACUGGUCGGCUCCGUUUUGUGCCUCUACUCGCUCAUUAAAGCUGUACAACGCAGAGACGACGGCAUCCUGACUCGUACCCUUUCAUACGUGGGCUGGAUAGCCGUCACCACCUCCCGAGGCCUGGCCCUUUCGCUUCUCACCUCCGUCAUCCAUGGGUGGAUCGUGGUCGCCUGUCUCUUACAUGCCGCUGCCAUGACGGCGUGGAUCACCAGCUUCGUCCGUGAGGCCCACCGUCGUCUCGAAAGCGUACGCCGUACUUCGGACACGGAGCCCCUGCCCAGUCCCUGCGUAAUCAUCACUCUUAUUUUCACGCUGUUUGGCCUGCCUUCGCUUGUCUUCUGGCCAAUAAUGUUCGAUUUCAAAGUGAGAAGACGCGUUUUUGUGUUUGUCUUCACGUUCCUCGUAGAGAACCUGCUUUGUUUCGGAGCGUGGCAUCUAUGGGGAAGCCAAUCCACCCAAGAGAACCAUAAGGUGGUCAUAUCGGCAGUGUUGCUCGGAUGCACGGCUGUCGGCGUACUUUUCAUCGCGCUUUAUUCGUGCUGCAAGCCGGAAAAGACAGACUUGGUUGUGCUACAACACAUCCGUGAAGAUAAUGCAAAUAAGUAUGGAAUCUACUUUGAUUUCUGUAAAGUGAUCAGGAUAUUACCAGAUACGCAAGACAUUGCGAGGGACCUGGAGAAGAUCAGAAUGCUUAACCUCACGAAGUGAAGGCGGUGAAUGUCUGGACAUUUCGGUGCAAAUGACGUGUAUGUUUUAUGGGAACUGUUUUACAUUGGCUGGUGGUGUCACAUGUGCGCGAACUCUAGCAUCUAGCAAUGGAUUGCGGACUUUUCCAAGACGAACUCUCCUGGAUCCGUCGCCUUAUUGGAGAACACGGUUUGUCCACUGUACUUUGCACGCUACGUGGCCUGGUGGCAUGUACAGUGCUGUUGCGUUGAACUGUCGUAAAUGCACAUGUACAAGGAAUAUCGUCAUCGUGACAUGAGGUCCACUUUUGAUUUCAAGUGUUCUAUUCAGAUUGAUUAUCCGUUAUAAUAACCAGAAAAGUGCAGAUCAGCGUUGAGAGCUAUGCAGAGCACAAUUUUGUACAGUUUUCUGCCCGUUUUGAGCAUAUGUCAUUAUUUAUGAAAAAAAAAAUUGCAGAUAAAGAUUUGUCUUUUUGAGGUAUCA
Ornithodoros turicata is the source of this 1847-nucleotide messenger RNA. RefSeq lists its product as uncharacterized. NCBI's taxonomy places the organism in Eukaryota, Metazoa, Arthropoda, Arachnida, Ixodida, Argasidae. The transcript is spliced from 4 exons. The record is from RefSeq and is a predicted model, not a curated record. Gene Ontology annotation, biological process: apoptotic process involved in development; phosphatidylserine exposure on apoptotic cell surface; engulfment of apoptotic cell. The coding region runs from base 63 to 1385 and encodes 440 amino acids. Gene Ontology annotation, cellular component: plasma membrane.